AUGCAGGAAGUUAAGAAACGGAAAACUAUGCUCUACUGCAAGCGCAAGUCGGUCGACUGCCCGGCAAAGGUGUUUGAUCAAAUUCAGUGGGACGGCGGAACAUUUCAGUUGCCAAAUGACAACUUCUACAGUUUAGCACCGCCAUCCUCGUUGACAUCUAGUUCUACGUUUGCCAAGGUGCCUGCUUCGGCCAGAAACCGGCUUCACGAAGCGACGUCAUGCUUUCAACCGUUUCUGUCAGUGUCCCCUGACUAUGCGACUUCUAAAUGA
Molecule: messenger RNA, 270 nt
Organism: Soboliphyme baturini
Lineage: Eukaryota; Metazoa; Nematoda; Enoplea; Dioctophymatida; Soboliphymatidae
Source: the annotation of a GenBank genome assembly